AUCAUUCCGCGCAAAAUUUUACCGUAAAUCCUGCGUUAUUCAACUAAAAAUUCUAGUUCCAUUUAGAAAACAUCUUUUGCACAACGAUUCCUAGGCUUAAGCACACAUCCCGUUGAUUCCAUUGUUCUUUACCCCAGCAGAGAGCAGAAAAAACAUGGCACACCAGCAGCUGUCAAAACAACCAUAAACAUUCACCACGUCAAUGCGGGGAGGCGUUUAAUCAGCUGGUAAAUUGCGCGAGAAAAUUCAAACCAAAGCUAAACUGCGUGCGAUAAGGACGUAGACGAGGGACACGUAAACGAUUUCGGUGCAUUUAACAAACAAAAAGUGUAAAGGAAAGUGUUCAGUGAUUGUAGCAUGCAGGCAGCAUCAUCACCAGCAGCACCAGCACAACCAUGACUUUCGACAUCGAGCGCAAGCGUUUGGAGCUUUGCUACGGCACUUUCGGAACAAACGCCAAUGGCACUGCCUCGGCCACCUCCGCCAAGGGCAGUGGAAGUGAAAGGAAGCGAAGGAAAAGUUCCACCUCGUCCGAACAGUCCACACCCUAUCGGCGCACGAAGCGCUCCGGAAGUGGGACGAUGUCUGAUCCCGCCAAGGAACAACAACAACAACAACAACGAUGGCAGCACCUGCGACCGUCCAAGUGCCAUGUUAUCACCAUCUUUGCCAGCGGGGUGCUGUUCUCCCUGCUGAUGCUUACCCUGCUGGACUUUGUACCGUCCUCGCCCCACCGGCCGGGGGCGGCGCCGGGUCCACUGCGGCGCGUCGGUUCCGACGGUGGCAGGGCACUGUACGCCCCACGCCAUCUGCCGGAUGAGUCGCUGCUAAGGUUGGCGGAUGAGACGCGCGUGAUGGAACCGUACCUGCCGGUCAUAACCAGAGGGAAAACGAAAACGGCCGAGGAGCAGCAGGACACACUCACGAACGAGCAGGAAGCGCUCGGGUCGCUUAAAAUGGCGCUCGAAAUGAAGCAACUCGGCAAGGACGAUAAAGCGCUCAGGCUGUUCCAGCAUGCGCUGGCCCUCUCGCCACGGCAUCCGGAAAUUCUGACCAAGUACGGCGAGUUCCUGGAGCACAACCGGCAGGACGUGGUGUCGGCCGACCAGUACUACACGCAAGCGCUCACGGUCAACCCGUACUACACGGAGGCGUUGGCCAACCGGGAGCGAACGGCCCAGAUCGUGGAGCAGAUGGAUGCGAAGCGGUUCGAGGCGCUGGACCGGAAGCGCGACGCCCUCAGCUCGGUGCACUCGUCCAACAUGGCGCUGAAGCGGGCGGAAAAGGAAGCGUACAUACAGCACAUCUACCAUUCGGUCGGCAUCGAGGGCAACACGAUGAGCUUGGCGCAGACCCGCUCCAUACUGGAAACGCGCAUGGCCGUCGAUGGCAAGAGCAUCGACGAGCAUAACGAGAUUCUCGGCCUAGAUGCGGCCCUGAAGUACAUCAAUGCGACGCUGGUAAACAAGAACGAUUACAUUACGCUGAAGGACAUCCUCGAGAUACACCGGCGAGUGCUCGGACACGUGGAUCCGAUCGAGGGAGGCGAGUUUCGGCGCACGCAGGUGUACGUCGGUGGGCACAUACCGCCCGGGCCGGGUGAUUUGGCCAUCCUGAUGGGACGGUUCGAGAACUGGCUCAACUCGGAGCAGGUGUUUCUGAUGCACCCGGUCAAGUAUGCGGCCAUGGCACACUACAAGCUGGUGCACAUACACCCGUUCAGCGAUGGCAAUGGGCGUACGUCGCGUUUGCUAAUGAACACGCUGCUGAUGCGGGCCGGCUAUCCGCCCGUCAUUAUACAGAAGCAGCAUCGCCACAAGUAUUACAACUUUUUGCAGCUGGCCAACGAGGGUGACAUCCGUCCGUUUGUGCGGUUCAUUGCGGAUUGUACGGAGCGGACGCUCGAUCUGUAUCUGUGGGCUACGAGCGAGCUGUCCCAUCCGGUGCCGCUGCUGGCGCAGGAAAGCAUGGAGGGUAUGCCGUUGAUCUUUAACAGCUUAGGGGGGGAGGAGGGAGACGAUGUUGGGAGCGGCUCGGGGGAUGCGAUACGGAUAGGCGUUAUUUGAUAUUGGCUGCCGGUGGCCCUGGCUGGAACAGUGGCUCUCGGUGCAGCACACCACCACCACCGUCCCAUACUUAGCGCACGCGUGUGGUGAAUGUGUGUGCUGUGUUUUAAUGUGUACAUAGUUUUGUUAUAUUUGCACUCGUAUUUAAAAUGCUGUCUAUUUAUACUAUUAAGCUUGUUAAAUUAUUGCCUGGUUUUAAAAACAAAUCGUCUUCUUGUCGUUACCUUCUACCAACAAAGAAUUAAAACAAAAAUAGUUCAAUUAUUACGGUGAUGAUGAUCAUCAGCGUGUGAAAUGGUGCACCACUCAUGUGAUCGUUAUCGUCUCCGGGACAUCUGCGGUCUGCGAGAAAAGGAAGAUGCUAAAAAACACAUACUCGCAGCACCACAAAACCAAAACGCACAGAGAAAGAGGGUUUAGCAAAGAUUAUCUUCGUAGCCCUGCACAAGCGCACUCAAAUAGUCAAUCGAAACUACAAAUGUGAGUCCUAUUUUUUGUGAUACUGUGAUUUUUUUUAAAAGAUACAUACUAUAAUGUUGGUAAAUUCAAAGUGUACAAUAAACUAGCAAAUUUUAAACAUCA
Messenger RNA from Anopheles gambiae (African malaria mosquito), 2648 nucleotides. It is a transcript of the gene Fic, whose product is annotated as protein adenylyltransferase Fic. Gene Ontology annotation, molecular function: protein binding. The transcript has 2 exons. NCBI's taxonomy places the organism in Eukaryota, Metazoa, Arthropoda, Insecta, Diptera, Culicidae. Bases 396 to 2066 code for a protein of 556 amino acids. The record is from RefSeq and is a predicted model, not a curated record.